AGAAAAUUCAAAAGAGUGCAAAGUUAAAACUCAAUAAAUUAAAUCAACUAUCGAUCGUAACUAUUGCAAUAAACUACUAUACGUAUAUAUACGUAUGUAUGAAUGAAAAUCGUUUACUUGUAAAUUGCAAGCUGCGCGUCAAUAGGGUUUUGUUUAUCUAUUUUGUGUGUGCUGUGUGCGCAUCAUUUUCACGGCACUGCGAAAAUCGGCGGAACUAAUUAAUUUGGAAAAGAAAAAAAUCGGCUAUUAUCUGCACAAAAUUAUUAUUGUUGUUGGCGUUGCAGUUUUUUGGUUCGACGCGCUUGAAUGUCGGUGAUGUCGGUGGCAGCAACGGCAGACGAAGGCGUUGCUAAAAAUAACAAAUUUCUGCUAUUAAAAAUAAAUUAAAUUUGAAAAAUAAAUUAAAAGUUUAAUAUCUAAAAAGUGUUUCGCAAUUUUUUGAGCUGUAUAUUAAACUGCAAUUGGGACGCAACGCUUACUAAAAUAAUAUUGAAAAUAUUUUGAAAUGUAUUUCAAAAUGUGGCUAAACGGCAUGUGGAUGCUGUCGCUGACAACGCUGGUGGUUGCGUCGUGGGGCGAUGCGAGCCAAAGUCAAUAUCACAUACAAACCGACGAGGGUCCCGAACGCUAUUUCCGUUUCCAAACCGAUAAUGGGCAAUUCCGCAAGGAGAAACGCCUGCAGGACGGCACUGUAAUAGGCACCGAGGCCUGGAUCGAUGCAGCUGGCUUUCUAAGGCAGAAGGACUAUAUAGCUGAUAAGCAGGGCUAUCGCAUAUUGAAAUCCAAGACCAUAUAUGUGGGUCAAGGCAGAGGCAUAGAGGAUGCCAUCAAGUCUACAAAGGCGGCGCCUGCGCAAUCUGGUGUAUUGGUUGAUGGCAAUGCUGGUGGCAAUAGUGUGGCUGUUACCGCCACUAGUGGCUACCACAAAGCUCACAACUAUGGCUAUGUUAGCAGCACCACAACAACAACCACAACGCCUGCACCACCGCUGUACGAGCCACCCAGCAUAGCCACGCCCACGCUAUCCUCAGGCCUCGGCAAGCUCGACUACUUGCCGCCAGAGGAGGCGGCAAAGCUAGAACCCCGUCCCCAACUAGGCUUCGACCACUAUCCCGAUGAGCUGCCACGUGCGCAUGCGCAACUGCAGGGCGAUCUGACGCCGCUGGUGCAAAUACAUCCGAAUGCGGAGCCAAUCGAUGAUGCACAGAAUAAUGCCAUCAAUGUGUACGACGAGGAAGCCGAUCGGGAUUAUGGACCGGGUCUCUAUAGCUCCACAACGCCACGACCGCCUGUGGUGUUGGCUUCACUUGCACCGCCGUUGGCGACGCCAGCGCUCUCGAUGCUGCCGCCCUUGGACACGCACAAGCGUCGUCUGCGUCCACGACCUAUAGCCGUAGUCUCAAGCACACCAGCGCCGAUUGCAGCGGCACAGGCAUAUGGCUACUCCACGCCCGCGCCAUUUGCACCGCCGGCGGUGGCUCCCGCAAGUGGCUAUCAGUAUGCCCCUGUUCCCUCUGGCGCUGGCGAUUUCGGCUACUAUACGCCCAACUCACCGCUGGAUGUGAAUAGCUUAGAUGGAACGACGGCGGCGCUGCUGCCACCAUUGCCGGAUCGCGCCUAUCGUCGACGUCUGCGUCCGCUGCAGAGUAACGCUCUGGAUGCGCCCGACUACGAUGGCAUCAGCGUGACCCGCAACGGUUUCCGGUACGUGCUGCCGCGACAAUAUCACGAGGAGGCGCAGGUGGGCGACAAGCGGGCCGGCAGCUUCGGCUACGUGGAUCCCUUCGGCAUACGACGUGUGGUUUAUUAUAAUGCGGCGCCGGGUCGUGGCUUCGUCCAUCGCAAUAACAAUCAGUAUGUGGGGGCCAAUGGGGCGCCCUACGAUGCGCCGGGGCCGUUCAAUGAAUAGUUGCUGCCAGCCACCAACGAAAACGAAGCUUCACCAACACCCCCUCUCUGUCCCUCUUGCUCCAUCUCUCAUCUCUCCCACUCUGCUCUCCACACUGCUCUUCGCACCAAAACUAACCGCAACGCCUCAAUUUAUGCUAAGCAUUCAUUAUAAAACAUAACAACUGUACAUAACAAUAACAGCAACCUUAAUAGCACCAACACUUCCAGCUCUCUUCUCCAACACAACAAAACAAAACAAAUGUCUGUGUUAAUUAAAUUAAUUUAAUAUAUAUUUGUAUAUGUAUGUAAUUUUAUUUAUAAACGAAAAAGAAACAUUCACUUAAUUAGCACGUAGUAGUAUUAUGUCAUACAAGUAGUUUCCAUUGUUUUGUAAUUAAGUUGAGAUCGUUUCAUGUAUUAAUCUUGCCAUAUUAACCAAGAGUAAAUAAAACAAAUACUAAAUACAAAUCAACUAAGCCACAAAUAGUCCCACACGACAGAAACCCCUCCCCUCCCUCCCUGCCACACACCCACACACACAUAUACCCUUAGAUGUCGAACUUAAUGCAGCUAUUUAAUUGUACCUGCGAUUGAUAUGUGAUUUCUUUGCCAAUAGUUGUUCAUUAAAAAAGGCAAAUUUAUAUAUAAAUUACUUUCGAAUUUCAAAUAUUUUUUUGUUUGUUCUGUACAUAAACAAUGAGCACCCGUUGCCAAGAAAUUAUAGCAAAGUAACAAACGAUGUAAUUAUUAUAGCAAUAAAAAUUAUAGCAAGUGCUAAACUUUA
Messenger RNA from Scaptodrosophila lebanonensis, 2674 nucleotides. RefSeq lists its product as uncharacterized. Gene Ontology annotation, molecular function: structural constituent of chitin-based larval cuticle. NCBI's taxonomy places the organism in Eukaryota, Metazoa, Arthropoda, Insecta, Diptera, Drosophilidae. The transcript is spliced from 4 exons. Gene Ontology annotation, cellular component: chitin-based extracellular matrix. The record is from RefSeq and is a predicted model, not a curated record. Bases 506 to 1909 code for a protein of 467 amino acids.